Messenger RNA from Cryphonectria parasitica EP155, 1743 nucleotides. Its product is annotated as phosphoesterase. NCBI's taxonomy places the organism in Eukaryota, Fungi, Ascomycota, Sordariomycetes, Diaporthales, Cryphonectriaceae. Gene Ontology annotation, molecular function: hydrolase activity, acting on ester bonds. The transcript has 6 exons. Gene Ontology annotation, biological process: phospholipid catabolic process. The record is from RefSeq and is a predicted model, not a curated record. The coding region runs from base 45 to 1412 and encodes 455 amino acids.
AUGAACGCUUUUGUUGUCUCCAAGCAGACCUCGGACCAAAAGAAAUGGCAAUCCAGGCCGUCAUUCUCGCGGCUCUAGCCGGACUGGCCGGUGCCGCCCCCGGGAUCAGCAACAUCCAAACACAUACCUCCUCGGAUAACAGCGACUGGCGCAGCAAGAUCACCAAUGUCGUGGUGCUAGUGGAGGAAAACAGAUCAUUCGAUUCUUUUGCCGGAGGUUUAACGUAUAACAGCACUAUCGACGGUCUCCUGCACCACAACUACUGCAACAGCCUGAACGCCAGUGACCCGUCAGAGGCUGCUGACAUCUGUGCUGGGCCCUUGGCUGCGGAUGUGGCCUCGGAUGAUCCUAACCACAGCAUCAGCGGUGUAAACAUGCAACUCUUCAGCACAUUCCACCCCAACGAGACUGCGGUGGCUCAGGCGGCGGACUGGGAGUACGAGACGAUGCGUGGAUUCGUCACGGAGCAGUCGAUUACGUUUGACACCCUGAACAAGACAAGAGCGGCCGAGGCAAUCAACUACUAUACGCCUGAACACAUUCCCGUCUUCAACGCAAUAGCGGAGAACUUUGUGUUGUUCGACCGGUGGUUCUGCUCUGUGCCGGGACCUACAAACCCCAACAGAGCUUAUAUCACCAGCGGCACCUCGCACGGCCAUGGAGAGAACGACGACGCUUUUGAUGUGUACGGGCUCCCGCAGAAAAGCAUAUUCCAGGCCCUGAGCGAGAACAACAUCACCUGGACCAAUUACCAAAACAGCACCACCGGACCCGGGCUGGGAUUCAACCCAGAUGCAGCAUUCUACUCGUGGACGGCAGAGUCUGGGGCCAACGUGACAAACAUCAAGGCGAUUGAGCACUUUUACACCGACGCUGCAGCUGGCACCCUCCCGCAGUUUACGUACAUCAACCCAGAGUGUUGCUCCUACCAGAGUUUCCAUCCGCCCUCGCCUAUCGUCCUUGGAGAGAUUUUCAUCAAGGGCAUCUACGAGGCCAUCCGCAACUCACCUCAGUGGAACACGACGCUGUUCAUCUUGACGUUUGAUGAGCACGGCGGAUUCGGUGACCAUGUGCCUCCUCCUGUCAACGUCCCCGCGGGCGACGAUUUGACGUACACAGAGACGGCGCAGGACGGCCAGAAUAUCACCUUCGCCUUCGACCGGUUGGGUGUGCGAGUACCGACGGUGCUCAUCUCGCCGUGGGUCGGCAAGGGCUUGAUCGAGAACCAGGGGCAGAAUUAUGGCGGCGAGUACACCCACACGAGCAUCCUGAAUUUCCUGUCACAGCUGUGGGGUGUCGAGCAGCUGACGCCUCGAGUUGAGUACUCGUCCACCUUUGAGCAUCUCAUCCUCGACACCAUCAGGAGCGAUGAUGACAGCCCGAGCAUCUUGCCCGAGCCAGUCGCUUGGUAGGCUGAGGAUUACAGGGUGGGGGUAUUAUGGGCUCUGCGAAGGGUGCGUGACAUGCCAUCGAAGAGUAGAAUAAUGACUAGGGUGGAAUGAAAUCAUCGUACCAAAACUAUUGCUUCGUGCUGUACAGUCUUUUUUUUUCUUGUAUUUUUGAUACAAUGGCUGGGCCGGUGGGUUCCUCCAGGGCGCUUUUCCUUUUUCCAGAAGCCAAAUGCGAGUUUCUAUACCAGUGUGGCGCAGCGCUUGGCAGAGCUCUGUCCAGCACUGCGCCCAUGGUUGCUGCCUGCUGUCCGCUACCAAAAGCGCCACUAUUUAUCAUCAAACAAGAUUUCAU